AUGCCAUCUGGAAUCGAAAAUACUUUUCUGACAGCAGCAGUAGGAGCAUUCAUGAUUGGAAUGUUGGGGAAUGGUUUCAUCGCACUCGUCAACUGCAUUGACUGGGUGAAGCAUCGAAAGCUCUCGCCAGCUGACUGCAUCCUCACCAGCCUGGCUGUCUCCAGAAUCAUUCUUCUUUGGAUGAUACUAUUCGAUUCGCUUGUAAUGGUGUUUUGGCCACAUCUAUAUAACAUGGAGAAACUAGCUACCGCUGUUAGUAUCUGUUGGACACUGACCAAUCACCUAGCUACCUGGUUUGCCACCUGCCUGAGUGUUUUCUAUUUCUUUAGGAUAGCCAAUUUCUCCCACCGCUGUUUCACCUGGCUGAGGCGGAGAAUUAGCAGGGUGCUCCUUGUGCUUCCUCUGGGGUCUUUAUUCUUACUGGUUUUCAACCUCAAAUUAUUAGAUGGAUUUUCUGAUCUCUGGGCUACCAUCUACCACAACUCAUAUGAAAGAAACUCAACUCGGCCCCUAGAUGUAAGUAAAACUGUGUAUCUUAACAGCUUGGUUAUUCUCAGUUUCAUCUACUUAAUCCCCUUCCUUCUGUCCCUGACCUCACUGCUGCUUUUAUUUCUCUCCUUGAUGAGACAUACCAGGAACGUGCAACUGAACUCCAGCUCGAGGGACUUCAGCACAGAGGCCCAUAGAAGGGCCAUGAAAAUGGUGAUAUCUUUCCUCCUCCUCUCCACGGUUCAUUUUUUUUCCAUCCAGUUAACAGGUUGGAUUUUCCUUUUACUGAAGAAACAGCAUGCCAAUUUGGCGGUCACGUUGACAUCGGCUCUUUUUCCUUCAGGCCACUCAUUUAUCCUCAUUUUUGGAAACAGCAAGCUGAGACAAACUGCUUUAGGACUACUGUGGCAUCUCAAUUGCCACCUGAAAAUGGUGAAACCUUUAGCUUCAUAG
Messenger RNA from Leopardus geoffroyi (Geoffroy's cat), 942 nucleotides. RefSeq names its product taste receptor type 2 member 42-like. The record is from RefSeq and is a predicted model, not a curated record. NCBI's taxonomy places the organism in Eukaryota, Metazoa, Chordata, Mammalia, Carnivora, Felidae. Gene Ontology annotation, biological process: sensory perception of taste; G protein-coupled receptor signaling pathway; detection of chemical stimulus involved in sensory perception of bitter taste. The transcript has a single exon. Gene Ontology annotation, molecular function: G protein-coupled receptor activity. Bases 1 to 942 code for a protein of 313 amino acids. Gene Ontology annotation, cellular component: membrane.